Messenger RNA from Cladophialophora yegresii CBS 114405, 2844 nucleotides. RefSeq lists its product as uncharacterized. The coding region runs from base 1 to 2844 and encodes 947 amino acids. The transcript is spliced from 2 exons. NCBI's taxonomy places the organism in Eukaryota, Fungi, Ascomycota, Eurotiomycetes, Chaetothyriales, Herpotrichiellaceae. The record is from RefSeq and is a predicted model, not a curated record.
AUGCAGCUUCUCAACACCAUUAUUGCCCUUGUGGCCGCGUUCACCGCAUAUGUUGAGCAGCAGACGACCGACCUGGUUGUCGCUUUCCGGGAACGGGCCUUCCAACCCGUUUUCCAUAAUUUCCUGGCCAUCGAGCCAUCCACCAUCAUCUCCACCGUAACCUCAACAGUCACCGCAUCUCCGACAGUGUCCUUCACCACAACCGUAUAUCAUGGCGGGUCCAUCGCCGUUGUGGCAACCUCUGCACCUCCUCCACCUCCUGCACCAACCUCGACCACAGUCCCUCAAGUGCAAUAUUGCCUUGCACCACUAGCCUGGGCAAACUGGGAAGAACCUUCGGUCUGCAUGUCAGAACACGCGUUUGAGCGUUUGUCUGCCUUCCUCGCAACGUUGUCGGAGGAACCAACCCUCCAUAUCCCUCAGUUGAUCCUCGCCAGACUGUCAUCCUUCUUUUCUUUGCACUGCGAACGCAUCCGGAUAGCUACUUCUCCGGUUCAGCAAUGGACCUUGGAAACAAUGGCCGCCGUCGUCAAUGACGCCAUUUCCAUUGGGGGGAAAAUCAGAGUCGAAGCUUCAGGGCUCAUUUGUCCGAUGAGAGACUUCCUCGCGUCCUUGACAUUGCCACAAUGGCUCAUCUACUGCUUCCUGUUCGUCACAACCAGCUCCCUUCUCAUCAGCGCUAGCAUCAUAAUUUUGGGAGCAGAACUGAGACGUCGGGACCUACUGCAACGCAUGCAGCGUGAAGAGGAGAAAUCGACCCGCGCCCGUCGCUGGAAUGUUAUUGCGGAAGCACUGGAGUUUUACGAGCAAGGAAAGAUCACCAUAAGUUCGACCAAAGAGGAGGCUCGAAAAUUGUUGGUUGACUACCUCAUCUCUUUCAUAACCUCGGAGAAGCAACCAGAGUUCCCUCCACCAACAAUACAGCAGCGCUGUCCUGAACUCCGGCGUGCGAGGACCUUAUGGACGCUUGCCUGCGGUUUGCGCCACAAGCUAUUCGCUGCCAUGAAGUGGAUGUUCGACGUACAGUGCUUGUUUUUGGUGGAAACCCCUCUCAGAUUUUCAUGGCGUGUCAUCAUCAGACCUCUUGGAGAGGGCGUCGUUUGGCUGUUUGACAUGUAUGUCGAGAAGUUUGUCCUCGGUAUCAUGCCGUUUUGUUUCCUCCUGAUGGUCAACGUCCUGUCCUCCCUGCUUGGCCUAUCGAUGGCAAUGGGUCUUGUCUGCCUCGGGGUUGCCCUUGCAGUCCUUCUCUGCGGCAUCCACGCCGUGUCAUAUGCAAUGCUACCAGUAACUCGCUUUGUUGGAAGACUGCGAACUGAGGUCGUCAACGAGUUGCGCGAGGCUCUGGAAGGCGCCAGAGAGUCCUUGGAAGCAGAAGAGGCUGUCAGAAAAGCACAGAAACACAACUAUACCUUGUCCUUGCUCGCGCGACGCACGCCAGAGACACCUGACCAGCCAAUCGCACAGCCUAACCACUGGUCGGUCCCUUUCAGCAAAAAUACCAGUGUUCCCACACAUCCGUCCCCUCGAUAUGGCGAUCAUUUUACUUCCGACCCAUCAGUCACAACCCCGAUCAUUUCCUUCGGACGCCUUCAACGUCUCCUCUCUCUUGAAACUGAGUACUCCACCAUUUCCGAGAAACUUCAGCAAGUUCCAGGUUUUACAGUGAUCGCCAAGAUUGACUGUCUCCUUCGCUGGCUACCACCACACCCCAUAGUAGGCUUUCGACGACCUGUUAUAUGCGACAAAUGCAGCUCGAAGGAUGCAGUCACGAAGGCACAAGCAUCAGAGAAUGCAUUGGCUGAGACACAGCAGCUUAAGAAGAGAGUCCAAGAGCUUGAAUCUGAACUUGGAAGCCAGAACGAAACGCACGAUUCGGCUGAGGUACAGCAGCUCAAGACUAAAACCCAGGAACUUGAAUCCAGGCUGAGCAGCGAGCAUGAAAAGCACGAUUCAGCCGAGAAGCAACGCGAGACGAAAGUCCAGGAACUGGAGUCCAGACUCAGAAGCCAGAACGAGACGCACGAUUCGGCGGUUAAGCAACACCAGGCCAAAGUCCAAGAGCUUGAAUCCGAGCUCAGAAGUCGGCAAGAGAAGCAUGAAGAAGAGGUCAAGAAGCUGAGACAAGAAGCGCACGCAAACGCAAAGCGAGCUGAGGCAAAGACGCAGGAACUGGAGCAAGUCCAGGCCCAUCUUUCACAGACACAGAAACUCUCCUCCAACGAAACAGCCGUCACCAGUCAAGUGCAGGAGACGAUAAAUCAGCAUUUGGCUGCGGCCGCUGAGAGAGAGGUCACUCUUCGUGCCGAAUGUCAGGCACACAUUGAACUCCUGAUGACUGCUGGCCGAGAAGUCGAGGUCAGCCGUGACCAACAGCAGGCUGAAGUGGAGCGGCUGAUAACUGCUGGUCGGCAAGUUGAGGCGGAGGCCGAAAGCCUCAGAGGCAAGCUGCAGACAGAGAAGAGCGCACAUGCUGCAACCAAGGUCCAACUGGACGCGAUGCGAACGCGGUUGGAACAAACAACGCAAGCGUUGGUGGCAGAGCGACAGUCUGCUGCCCAUAAUGAGGGAGCCAUGGCUGUUGAUGAGCCUGGCCACCUACGGAGCAACCCGUCAGGCAACGGCUCUACUUUUGGAACCGGCUUCAACCAGCCUGCAACCUCCGGCGGCGACGAGGCGUUGCGUGUAUUGAGGGAAACUGCGAGCAACUGGCACAACCAGCAGCAGAGAGCUAGAUCUGGUGCCAUGUCCUCUGCGCAGCCGCCAGCUCAGACGGCCACAUCGAGAGGAACCCAGCCAGCAGCUGGCAGAAAAGUCAACCGCCCCACCGGGUUCACAAUGCUCUGA